AUGAGUCUUGCAUUACAUGAUCUGCUCAUUUGCUGUCGUCGCCUUGAAAAUGAGAAAGCUGUGGAGCGAAGGAAGGAAAUUGAAAAUUUCAAGCGGCUUCUCCGUGAUUCUGAAACAGUUCUCCAGCUGGACCGGAAUUCUGAUUCUAAACAAGGAAAGCAACUCAACUGGGAUGCUGUAUUUAGUGUCUUACAGAAAUAUUUCCAGAAAGAAAUGAAGAACCUGCAACUGACGAAACCAAAUGCAUCUGCUUCAACCCAAACGACCAGACAGAAAAAGAUGCAAGAAGUUGGAAGUUUGGUCAAAUAUUUCAUAAGAUGUGCUAAUAAAAGAGGACCCAGACUGAAAUGUCAGGAACUUCUGAUUUAUGUCAUGGAAAUUAUAAGAGAUCCAACAAGUUGCGCUGCUUAUGGAUCUGACUGCAGUAGUAUACUCCUGAAAGAUAUCCUCUCAGUUAGGAAAUACUGGUGUGAGAUAUCCCACCAGCAGUGGUCAGAGUUGCUGAUCCUUUAUAGCCACUUAUACCUCAGACCUUCUGGGAAGAUUAACAGAGUCUUGGUGGCUCGGAUAAUUCACACACUUAUGAGGGGGUACUGCUUCCAGACUGAUGUGCUGAGUUCCGAUAUGUUUAUCUUCUUUUCAAAAGCAAUGCAGUGUGCGAGACAAGAGAAAAGUAGUGCAGGCCUGGAUCAUAUUCUUGGAGCAAUGAAUAUCUUCUGCAAUAAGUUUGCUGCCAACUGUCGCAUACGGAUUUGUAAAAUAGGGGAAGAAAUCUUGCCUACGGUGCUUUAUAUAUGGACUCAGCAUAGACCAAAGGAUUCUCUAAAGGAAUCAAUAAUUGAUUUAUUUCGUCUCCAAGUUCUUUUUCAUCAUCCAAAGGGUGCAAAAACUCAGGAAAAAGGUGCAUAUGACUCAACAAAGUGGCAAAGUAUCUUACAUAACCUCUAUGAUCUGCUGGUUAAUGAAAUAAAUCUCGUUAGCAGCAGAGGAAAGUACUCUUCAGGCUCCCGUAAUGUUGCAGUAAAGGAAAAUUUGAUUGAGUUAAUGGCUGAUAUUUGUCAUCAGGUUUUUACGGAGGAUACCAAAGUUAUGGAAAUUACCCAGUCGUAUGCUAUUUCACAGAGAGAGUCCAGUGAUGAAACAGUACCAAGCAAGCGCAGGAGGAUUGAACUAGGUUGGGGGGUAAUUCGAGACAACCUUCAACGAUCACAGAAGGAUUUUGAUAUCAUACCUUGGUUACAGGUUACAGCUCAAUUGAUAUCAAAGUAUCCCAUGAGUCUUCCUACCAGUGAGUUACCUCCCUUACUCAAUGUACUUCACCAGUUACUGCCUCAGCAGCGCCGAGGAGAAAGGACCCCAUAUGUGCUGAAGUGUCUUACAGAGGUAGCUUUGUGUCAAAACCAGAAAAAUGAUUUGAAGAGCACCCACAAGUUGGAGCUCCAGAGAACCUGGGCAAAGAUUUGGUCUCUUACCAUUCGUAGCGUAAGUUUCCAGCAAAUUGAAGUGGAGAGCUUUGGGCUACUUGGAGCUAUGAUUCAAGGAAACCUUGUUGUUACAGAUAAAGAGCUCUGGAAGAUAUUUUCAGGACCGGCAUACAAGCCUUCAAGUUCUGCUGUAUGUUGUUUAUCAUUACUGAUGUCUGCCUAUUUAGUGCCAGAAAAUUUAGACAUAGGAGUGGAACAGAAUAAUUGUGAAAGAAGUCUGGAUUCUGUGUUAAAAGAGGCAAUAAUGAAAUGGAUUCUGUCCUGCUCUUUGGAGGAAGAAAUGGAAGAAUGUACAGAGUUGCCUCCUGUGCUCUGCAGUGAUUUUCCUCAUCUUAUAUUACAAAAAAUUCUUGUGAGCCUUACAAUGAAGAACUGUAGAGCUGCCAUGAUGUUUUUUCAAAAUGAUGCCAAAUGUGUGCAACACUUGCAAGGGAAAGAAGACAACAGUUUUUCUGAUGUUGAAGAGCUGUAUCUGCAGACAACAUUUGACGACAUGGAUAUUUUCGCUAACUUUGCAGUAAAUGUUGUAGAUAAAAAUGCGACUGGUUCAAGACUUGCCAUCAACCAGAACCUUAGGGAAACACUGGAGUACUGUCUUUUAGCAAUGUCCGAAAAGCUUUUAAGCAUCUAUGCUCCUAAGGUUGUUGCUGCAGAACACCUUGUCCGAUGUGUCAGUCUCUUGAUUGGUGUUCUUGGUUGCUAUUGCUACACUGGUGUAGUUAAAGAAGAGGAUGCCUGUAAAUCAGAGUUGUUCCAGAAAGCUAAGUCUCUCAUUCAUUAUGCUGGAGAAAGCAUCUCUCAGUCUAAAAACAAACUAAAUGAAGAUGCCCAGAUCAACUCACUGAGGACUUUGAUAAUGCAGUGUACAAAAUGUCUGUGCAAUUGUACCAAGAACAGUGCUAAGAAGAUACUGUCUAAUAUAUUCCUGCGUUUGUUAACAUCAAAAUUUAUGAAUGAUCUUGUAGAUAUUUGUAAAACUCUGAUGACAUUUACUGGAAAACCAGGUGAACUGGGAGAAGUGGAUCCAAUGGGGAAUGAUCCAGAGGAGAGUAUAAUGGAAGUAGAUAACCAGGUAUCUGAUGAUCUAUUUGAUGAUCAUUCAGUGAGUGACGUCAGUGACACAAACGAAUCUGGUGAGAUGCAAAAUGUGACAGGUGCAUUGUGCCCAUUGGCUGAAGAACAGUUGACAAAGCAGGAUUUACUUCUCCUUGAAAUUCUGAGAUUCUUAUGUAUUUGUGUAACCACAGUCCAAAUUCAGACAGUGAGCUUUCGAGCAUCCGAUAUAUGCAGGAAGCUGUUAAUGCUUACUGAUGGCACUGUCUUUGAUAGUGCUAAGCCAGUGCAUCUGCACAUGUACUUGGUCCUUUUGAAGGAGCUCCCUACUGAGGAACACUUCCUGCCUGAAGAUGAUCUUCUUAUGCUUCUUAGACCUCUUUCUGCUGUGUGUUCUUUGUACCAUCGAGAUCAAGAAGUUUGUGAAGUAAUUCUGAAUAGUUUGCUUCCUGUAGCAGUAGGGCUGGCCCAGUCCAACGCACAUGUUGAAGAGACAAGUUAUGCUCAGGGACAAUUUUUGACAGUUGUUGGAGCCUUUUGGCAUUUAAGUCAAGGAGGGAAAUGCACAGCACCAGUAAGAGUGGCCCUUUUAAACUGCAUGAAAGCCCUGCUUGAGGCUGAUCCUCAUUGCAAGUGGGCGAUCCUUAAUGUAAGAAAUGAAGAUCUACGUGUGAGUGAUGCUUUCCCACAUUUACUUGCAGAUAGUCACCAUCAAGUUCGCAUUCUUGCUGCAAAGUCAAUUACCAGUUUGUUUCAAGAUGUGAAACAGAGAGAUUCUUCUGGAAUGUCAAAACCUCUUCCCUUGAAGCUCCAGCAAAAGGCUUUUGAGAAUGUGUAUCUGAAAGUUCAGGAAGGAAUGAGAAAUCUGGUCAGAGCUGAUGCAAGUCCUGAAGAUCUUUUGGACAAACAGUGUAAUGGAAAGGCAGUUUUGCUGAUGCUUAUAACCAUGGUUCUGUGCUGUAGUCCAGUCUGUGAAAAGCAAGCGUUGUUUGCUAUUUGCCAGUCUGUGAAAGAGAAUGGAUUAGAACCUCACCUUGUGAAAAAGGUUUUGAAAAAAGUAUCUGAUGUUUUUGGCUAUAAAAGUAUAGAAGACUUCAUGACAUCACAUUUGGACUAUUUGGUGAUGGAGUGGCUGAAAAUAAAUGACAGUGGUUAUAGCCUGUCUGCUUUUCCUUAUGGUCUUCUGAACUAUACUAGCCUUGAGGAAUUCUACAGGUCUUGUUAUAAAGUUUUGGUUCCACACCUGGUGAUUAGAAGUCAGUUUGAAGAUGUGAAAUCACUUGCCAACAAGAUUGAAAAAGACUGGAGACAGGUUCUAGCAGAUUGUUUUCCAAAGAUACUUGUGAAUAUCCUCCCGUAUUUUGCCUGCCAAAGCCAUGGAGAGAGUGAAGUAGCAGAGCAAAGAGAUACAGCGUCUAAAGUCUACGACAUGCUUAAGGAUGAAAACUGCUUAGGAAAACAGCAAAUUGACAGUUUAUUUCAGAAUAACUUACCAGAGAUCGUGGUUGAACUGUUGAUGACCUUACAUGAACCACCCGAUAGCACAGUAGAAGGAGCUCAUCUAAGUAAAUAUAUAAG
Molecule: messenger RNA, 4115 nt
Organism: Mesitornis unicolor (brown roatelo)
Lineage: Eukaryota; Metazoa; Chordata; Aves; Mesitornithiformes; Mesitornithidae
Product: serine-protein kinase ATM-like
Exons: 26
Biological process (GO): DNA damage response
Molecular function (GO): protein serine/threonine kinase activity
Source: RefSeq, a predicted model, not a curated record